AGCCUUGAAAAAUAUACUAACAUAUAACAGCCCAGUUAGACUUUGACUUAGGGCUUCUUUGUUUUGAAGUUAAAAAGGUCCGCAUCUUCUUCUACUCACCUUUGCCUCGUACGCAGCCGCAAAUCGGACGACUUCAACAUGCCGUCCCACAAGUCGUUCAUGAUCAAGAAGAAGCUUGCCAAGAAAAUGAGACAGAACAGGCCUAUUCCUCACUGGAUUCGUCUCCGUACCGACAACACCAUCAGGUACAAUGCCAAGCGCAGACACUGGCGUAGAACCAAGCUUGGAUUCUAAGUGAAUGCGAGGAUGCCAUCUUCCAGAGUCUUCUUUUCUUUCGGGAUUAGCAUUUCCUCAAGUUUUCUCAUUUUAAGUGAUGACUUUUUUCAUAUUUAUGUAAAACUUUACACUCUUUUGAGUGAUUUUACCAAAUACCCUAUGCUAAGUGAUACUUCAUAUCA
Messenger RNA from Brassica napus (rape), 458 nucleotides. RefSeq names its product 60S ribosomal protein L39-1. Gene Ontology annotation, molecular function: structural constituent of ribosome. Lineage: Eukaryota; Viridiplantae; Streptophyta; Magnoliopsida; Brassicales; Brassicaceae. Gene Ontology annotation, biological process: translation. The record is from RefSeq and is a predicted model, not a curated record. Gene Ontology annotation, cellular component: ribosome; cytosolic large ribosomal subunit. Bases 139 to 294 code for a protein of 51 amino acids. The transcript is spliced from 3 exons.